AUGAAUCCCAAGGUGGCUUCAAAGAAGCGCAAGGCUGUCACCCGCGAUGUGGAGGAGGAAGCUGGUGUCUUUUCUGGUGACGAAUUGAGCAAAAACAACCUCGAUGGAGCCUUGUCGGACAACGCCAAUGAUCUUUCGGAGAGCGAAGACGACGACAGCGACUCGGAAAUCGAACUGGUCGACGAAUUCAGCGACGAAGAGGAUGGAGAAGAAGAAUUGGACAGCGAUGAAAUCCCUUCUGAUACAGAGGAAUUGAAGCCAGCUGCUGGUGAACCCAACUUCCGCAUUGUGAAGGACGCCAAUGGAAAUGAUCGCUACCUUUGGGACGAAAUCCACCCCGACGAUAACUCCGAGCUUUCUGAGGUGGAUGAGAAUGCUAACACUAUUGGCGAUAUCCCGCUGAAGUUCUACGACGAGUAUCCUCACAUUGGCUACGACAUCAAUGGAAAGAAGAUUAUGCGCCCUGCCAAGGGCGAGGCCCUGGAUGCAUUGCUGGACAGCAUUGAGAUCCCCAAGGGCUGGACCGGUCUUACUGACCCCCAAACCGGCAAGCCUCUGAAGCUCAGCCAAGAUGAAUUGGAACUGCUCCGCAAGGUGCAAAUGAACGAGGUCCCCUCCGAGGGUUACGAUCCAUAUGAGCCUUUGGUGGAAUGGUUCACCAGCGAGAAGGAGAUCAUGCCUUUGAGCGCGGCCCCCGAACCCAAGCGCCGCUUCGUCCCAUCCAAGCACGAGCAGAAGCGUGUGAUGAAACUUGUGAAGGCCAUCCGCGAGGGUCGCAUUCUGCCUUACAAGGCGCCCGAGGAUAGGGAAGACAAGGAGGAGGAGCUCAUCAACUACGACCUAUGGGCCGACGAAGUUGAGCGACCUGAUCACGUUAUGCAUAUCCCGGCGCCCAAACUUCCACCUCCUGAGUUACCACCCCCUCCUGAGUACCUGCCCGAUAACAAGGAGCGCAAGGAAUGGGAGCAGACAGAUCCCGAAGAUCGCGAAAAGGACUUCCUACCCAAUGACUUCGGCUCCCUGCGCAGAGUUCCUGGAUACGACAACUUUGUCCAGGAGAAGUUCGAGCGUUGCUUGGAUCUUUACCUUGCUCCGCGUGUGCGCCGCAGCAAGCUUAACAUUGACCCCGAGAGUCUUUUGCCUAAGCUACCUAGCCCCGAGGAAUUGAAGCCUUUCCCUACUGCCUGUGCUACGGUGUUCCGCGGCCACAAGGGCCGUGUCCGCUCUGUCAAUGUCGAUCCUACUGGAAUUUGGCUAGCUACUGGUGGCGAUGAUGGUACUGUCCGUGUUUGGGAACUUCUCACAGGUCGCCAACUCUGGAGCGCGAAGCUAAGCGACGACGAGGCCAUCAACACCGUCCGCUGGCGUCCAGGCAAGGAUGCAGUCAUCCUUGCCGCCACCGCAGGAGACGACAUUUUCCUAGCCGUGCCUCCUAUCGUUGAUCCUGAAAUUGAGAAGGCCAGUCUGGAUAUCCUCGACGCAGGUUGGGGUUUCGCUGCCUCCAAACCGACCCCCAACGCCUCAGAGGAAGGCAAGAAGAGUGCGCCCCCGACCUGGAUCCGUCCCUCCGCCGCUCUCCUGGAUGCUGGUGUGUGCGUCGUCAUUCCCCUCCGCUACGUACCCAAGACGAUCUCCUGGCACCGCCGUGGCGAUUACUUCGUGACGGUGUGCUCGGGCGCCUCGACACCUGCAUCCCUCGCAAUCUCUAUUCACACAGUCAGCAAGCACCUGACACAAUUCCCCUUCCGGCGUCGUCUCAAGGGCGGUGGUCCCCCGCAGACUGCGCACUUCCACCCUUCGAAACCAAUCCUGUUCGUGGCAAACCAGCGCUCGAUCCGCGCAUACGAUCUCUCACGCCAGCUCCUUGUCAAGAUCCUGCAGCCCGGUGCGCGCUGGAUCUCGUCCUUCGACAUCCAUCCCACCUCAUCGAGCGCAUCUGGCGGCGACAACAUCAUUGUCGGCUCGUACGAUCGCCGUCUGCUCUGGCACGAUCUCGACCUCUCCCAGCGGCCCUACAAGACUCUCCGUUACCACCGCAAGGCCAUCCGCGCCGUCAAGUUCCACCCCAGCGGUCGCUACCCGCUUUUCGCGGACGCCUCCGACGACGGAUCCCUGCAGAUUUUCCAUGGCAGCGUUACUGGCGACAUGCUCAGCAACGCUACCAUUGUGCCGCUCAAGGUUCUCAGGGGUCACAAGAUUACUGGAGAGCUGGGUGUGCUGGAUAUCGACUGGCAUCCGCGCGAGGCGUGGGCUGUCAGUGCUGGUGCCGAUGGAACAUGUCGCUUGUGGAUGUAA
Penicillium paradoxum is the source of this 2295-nucleotide messenger RNA. It is a transcript of the gene erb1, whose product is annotated as ribosome biogenesis protein ERB1. Gene Ontology annotation, molecular function: ribonucleoprotein complex binding; protein binding. Lineage: Eukaryota; Fungi; Ascomycota; Eurotiomycetes; Eurotiales; Aspergillaceae. The transcript is spliced from 2 exons. Bases 1 to 2295 code for a protein of 764 amino acids. The record is from RefSeq and is a predicted model, not a curated record. Gene Ontology annotation, biological process: maturation of LSU-rRNA from tricistronic rRNA transcript (SSU-rRNA, 5.8S rRNA, LSU-rRNA); ribosome biogenesis. Gene Ontology annotation, cellular component: PeBoW complex; preribosome, large subunit precursor.